AUGAAGAUCCCCCCUCCAGCCAGCCUGAAAGCCACCAGCACUGAGCAACUCAAGACACUCUUGAAGCCGAUCAGAGCAACGCCCGAAAACCGGAGGGCCCACUUCCACAACUGGUCGGGUGAAUUCAAAGCGAAUCCGUUGGCGAUCUUCAAGCCUGAGAACGAGGCCCAGAUCAAACUCAUCUUAGAGCUCUGUCGCAGAGAAUCGAGGAGGCUUCGCUGUUUUGGCUCAGGUCAUAGUCCCAGCGAUCUGGCGUGCUCUGAUGACUACAUGGUCAAUUUGGAUCGCAUGAGCGGCUUGAUUGAGGUGGAUCAAAGUACCAAAACGAUUGAGGUGUGGGCUGGCACUCGCCUCAAAGAUUUCAUCCAGCUAUCCCAUCAAUACAAUUUGAGCUUGUCAGUGCUUGGAUCAAUCUCAGAACAAUCCAUUGCGGGAGCCAUCUCAACGGCGAUCCAUGGCUGUGGUUACGACUACGGAUGUAUUUCAACAUACGUUGAAUCCCUGACUUUGGUUCUUGCCGACUCGAGUCAAGUCACCGUAAAUAACUCAGAGGGCCACGAGCUCUUUCAAGCAAGUCUCUGCGGCUUAGGACUCACUGGAGUGAUCACGCGAGUCAAACUGCGUUGUGAAGAUUCGUUCAAUCUUGAGGAAACGACCUACGCGAUCCCGUUUGAUGUGUUUGUAAAUCACUACGAUUGGAUUGCCAGGAGCGCUGAGCAUGUGAGGAUGUAUUGGUAUCCCCAAGUUGAUCAGGUGAAAGUAGAAAGGUUGAAUCGGACGACAAAGCCAAGGGAUCGCGAAACUUGGAAAACGCGUCUACGAGAGAAGCUGAUGAAGUGCUUUCAGUGGUACAUCCAGCCGGCGGUGCUCUUGCUCACCAAGUACCUACCGAAUAUCACGGAUCUCUAUAUGAAAGCAUGCUAUCGCUUGCUGCACGAGCCGACCGUAUCGAUAUCGAUCGACGAUACUGAAGCGAUCGACCGGGAUACUCUAGAUGCGUUGAUCCAGCUUGAGACGCUCAAACGCUUGCCGAAAAAUCGGAUCAAUGCUAGUGCGAGUGUCUUCAACUUCGAUUGCGGACCGCCCCACCACACAUACGAGGGCGCAAUCCCAUACGAGCUCACUGCAGAGGCAUUAAGACAAUUCCGCUCGUUCUUACAUUCUGAAAGUCAAAAGAUCGGAGGGGGGCUCAAGAUGCAUUUCCCCAUGGAGAUCAGACCUGUGGCUGCCGAUACCAUCUGGUUAUCUCCUUCGUGCGGCCAACGAGUUACUUAUCUUGGUAUCGUACAAUUCAAAGCGUUUGGGCUGGAGAUCAACGGAGAAUACAAAAAUUUAUUCAAGGCAUUCGAGAAGAUCUUGGAAGCCCACUAUAACUUACGACCUCACUGGGCGAAAAAACACUCGCAGACCUUCAAGAGUCUGGAAAGAUCGUAUGGGGCAACCAACAACAAUUUCCAGCGGUUUCUGGAUGUGCGCGAUCAAGUGGAUCCCGAAUUUAGGUUUUUAAAUCAUUAUGUUUUUAGACAUUUUGUCAAAAAUAAUCACCAGAUAAACAAUGAUCCUCAAGAUGAAGAUGUGGCCAAGGAGAAUGAGAUACCAGAGCACAUUUUGUAA
This is a messenger RNA of Puccinia triticina, 1614 nucleotides long. RefSeq lists its product as uncharacterized. Gene Ontology annotation, cellular component: membrane; mitochondrion. The record is from RefSeq and is a predicted model, not a curated record. The coding region runs from base 1 to 1614 and encodes 537 amino acids. Lineage: Eukaryota; Fungi; Basidiomycota; Pucciniomycetes; Pucciniales; Pucciniaceae. Gene Ontology annotation, molecular function: FAD binding; D-arabinono-1,4-lactone oxidase activity. The transcript has 4 exons.